AUGGCUAUCAAAGAUCUACUACGAAGGAAGAUUCUGGAUGACAUGAUAAAAGCAGUCAACCCACCAGGAAAAUGGAAAGUCUUGGUGGUAGACGAGGAGGCGUUACGUAUCCUGAACACGGCAGUGAAGCAGAGUGACUUGACGGACGGAAAUGUGAUGGCCGUUGAAGGCCUGGCAAAGCGGAGGCAGCCUUUUCCCGAUCGAGACGUCAUAUACUUCAUUGCCCCGGAUCCGGCAUCUGUCCAAAGAAUCGUCGACGACUUUGCUACUCAAAAACCACCAUAUGCCCGCGUGCACAUAUAUAGUACAGCACCUUUACCGGAUCCUCUUUUCGACAAGAUCAAACGCUCUCCGGUGUCCCCUUUUAUCAGCGCUUUCAAAGAGCUGAAUGUAGAUUUCUCUGCGCACGAAACUCAUGUGUUCACCGUGGACGUUCCAAAUGCCCUCAAGACCGCUUUUAACCCGCAAAGUCCGUCUUUGCAAAACUACGAAUUGGACCGCACAGCCAAGCGUUUGGCAUCCGUAUUGGCCUCGCUCGGUGACUAUCCGUACAUUCGCUAUUAUGACCCGACACCGGGCGCAACCGAAUCACCUGCCGGAAAGUUCGCCAAUCUUGUGCAGGCUGAUUUAGAUAAUCUUGCGCGGCGAGAUCGCAACUUCCCGCCCCCGUCAAAUUACGCCCGGACCAUCUUGCUCAUUGUUGAUCGAGCAGCAGAUCUUGUUUCCCCACUUCUACACCAAUUCACGUACCAGAGCAUGGUAAUGGACCUGCUGAACAUCGAAGGAAAUAAGUUUCAACCACCAGAUGGGGAUGAAGUAAAGCUCGAUGAGAACGACCUUGUUUGGAGUCAAGCCCGGCAUUGGCACAUUGCCGAGGUCAUGGAGUUUUUGGCAGAGUCGGUGAACAAGUUCACUUCGGAAAACAAGGCGGCCGCGUUUGCGCUUGAUCAGGGCAAUGCAAGUUCCGGUAGCCUCGGCGCCAUCGAGAAAUUGAAGGAGACAAUGGCACACCUUCCGCAGUACCAAGAAAUGAAGGCCAAGUACUCCGGUCAUACGAGCAUGUGCCACCAAGCUAUGCAGGUAUAUAACAAGAACCGACUAGAAAGGGUGGCCGAGAUCGAACAAGAUCUAGCUGUCGGGGAGACGUCCGGGGGGAAAUCCGCGCGCUUGGUACUGCGAGAUAUCUUGAUGAUUUUGGAUGAUCCGGCAGUGAGGCACGAGGACAAGAUCAGAUUGGUCAUGCUUUACGUUGUCAUACAAAAUGGGCUUUCAGAAAGCGAUCGACAAAAGCUCUUGGAAUCUGCUAGGCUGUCUGUUGAGGAGGCACAGGCAGUGCACAAUCUCAGCAUGUUAGGCGUGAAACUUAGUACCAGUCUGAUGGGAAGGAAGGCGGACAAUCGUGGUCAAUACGCAUAUGGGCUGAGAGAUCGAGGAAAGGAGCAUAAAUUUGACAACACCAGGUAUACCCCGGUGCUUCGCUACAUUGUGGAAGAUAUCAUCAAGAACCUUGCGGACGGCAACGUCUUUCCUUGGGUCAGGGAGCCACCACCCACCGAAAACAGCGGCAGGCCCGCAACGUGGGCAACUUCCGGCCCAUCGAGUGGCACAGCAUCUCCUGCACCCAUGCGAGCAAAGGCGUCGUGGGCAACACGCCGUGCAGUUGUAUCAGCAAAUGUUGGUUCUGGUUCGGCAGGUGCCGGAUCCGGAACGACGGGCUUUCAGCCUCUAGCGACGGAGGUCUUGAGAGCCAAUGGCCCAAGAAUGAUCGUUUUCGUCCUAGGCGGGGUCACGCCAGGGGAAAUGAAAGUGUGUUAUGAUCUAAUCAAGACGCACCAUCGUGAAAUCAUCAUAGGUUCGACGCAUUUGAUAACGCCGAAGGACUUCCUGGAAGAUCUGAAAGAUCUGCAUCGUCAUGGUCCAACUCAACGUCCGAGGCGAACAUCAGCAGGAAACCAACCCACCGGCCCUCGUCCGGCACCCGCACCUCUAAAUCGGUCCGCGCCAGGGAGCCCGUCUCAGGUUCGACCAUCUCGGCAUGCGCAGGACGAGCCUCCCUCACGAUACGGCCAUGCACAAUCAACUUCACGUUACCGCGAAGAGCAGCAGCCGUUGCGGUACAAUGAAGAUCAACCACCAAGGCGAGGUCCGCCGCCCGACGUGUAUCAUCGGGUAGACCCACCCGCGCGAUAUACGCCUCCAGAAGCGGAACAACACAGGCGACCAAGUGCAGGAGCGGUCUCGAAUCGCGUGGGCAGCAUUGAAGCACGGCUAGCUGCUGUGACAAUGUCCGAUCGGCCGCGGUCUGGCGAAUCAGGCGUCGGACACGCUCCGAUUGGAAGGGACAGUGGCAGAGGAGGAGGGCGCGGGUAUGAUGACACCAAUGGCAGAGAUUACAACGGCGGUAGGAGAUAUUCCGACGGCAGAUCUGCCGGAAAUAGCAGUAGCGAGAGUUUGGAGAAGAUGGAGAAGGAAAAGGAGAAGGAGAAGAAGAAGGGAUGGUUCUCUAGAAAGUGA
Fimicolochytrium jonesii is the source of this 2514-nucleotide messenger RNA. RefSeq names its product Sec1-like protein. The transcript has 9 exons. The record is from RefSeq and is a predicted model, not a curated record. The coding region runs from base 1 to 2514 and encodes 837 amino acids. NCBI's taxonomy places the organism in Eukaryota, Fungi, Chytridiomycota, Chytridiomycetes, Spizellomycetales, Powellomycetaceae. Gene Ontology annotation, cellular component: secretory granule; plasma membrane. Gene Ontology annotation, molecular function: syntaxin binding. Gene Ontology annotation, biological process: vesicle-mediated transport; intracellular protein transport.